Molecule: messenger RNA, 2029 nt
Organism: Oncorhynchus gorbuscha (pink salmon)
Lineage: Eukaryota; Metazoa; Chordata; Actinopteri; Salmoniformes; Salmonidae
Product: trimeric intracellular cation channel type B-like
Exons: 6
Coding region: 289-1272 (327 amino acids)
Biological process (GO): potassium ion transmembrane transport
Cellular component (GO): membrane
Molecular function (GO): identical protein binding; potassium channel activity
Source: RefSeq, a predicted model, not a curated record
CAACCGCCACACCGUUGACGGACCGACGUAGCCGGAAUUCCGCAUCCUGAUGUCAAUGGCCUUGCAUUGGCUGUCCCCUGUCCAUUAGGGAGCCGUUGCUGACCGCUAACCAGGUGUUGCCAGUUUUGCGCUCGUCAGAACCAGCUGUUUCGAUCUGAACUCUGAAGACAAGACAGACACGACAGACUGCUACAGAUGCUCGGUGUUGGACGACUGCCACUUAUUUAAACACCUCGAAGAUUAGAAGUAGAGAGCACUCAACUCGAGGGAUUCCAGAGUAACAGAAAUAUGGAUUUGUUUGGGGUUCUGCAUUUGGACGAAGUGUCCCAUGGACUCGCUGGUCUGUCCAUGUUUCCACACUUUGACACGGCACAUUACGUUGUCUCAGUGAUGGCACUGCGAGAACAGCCAGGAGCUCUGGAGGUGGCGCGGAGGAGCCCGUUUGCCUGCUGGUUCAGUUCCAUGCUCUACUGCUUCGGAGGGGGCAUUCUCUCAGGUUUCAUGAUGGCUGAGGCCCCCAUAGCCUUCCUGUCCAACAGCACCAGCGUUCUCAUGGCCUCUGUCAUAUGGUACCUGGUGUUCUACUGCCCCCAGGACGUGGUGUACUCCUGUUCCAACACCUUCCCUCUGCGUCUGGUGCUGACGGGUAUGAAGGAGGUGACCCGCACAUGGAAGGUCCUUGGGGGUGUGGCUCAGGCACACAGCAAGUACAAGGAUGGACUGCUGGUGAUGAUCGCUAUAGGAUGGGCUAAAGGUGCUGGAGGGGGUCUGAUCAGUAACUUUGAGCAGCUGGUACGAGGAGUCUGGAAGCCAGAGACCAACGAGCUUCUCAAGAUGACCUACCCCACUAAGGUCACCUUGAUAGGAGCGGUGCUGUUUGCCCUGCAGCAGAACCAGUACCUUCCUGUCCAGAAACAGCACCUCAUGCUGCUCUACACUGUCUUCACCGUCGUCAACAAGACAAGGAUGAUGCUGACCGGCUCCUCUUCCUCACCCUUUGCUCCCAUCGAGUCUGUCGUAUACAGCACAUUCUUCGCUGGUCCGUCACCAUCCUCAUAUACCACCCUCACCACAGAGGCCGAGACCCUUGUAGUGAAGAAGCCGUCCACAGCCACUAAGAAGAGCAUCAAAGAGGCCUGUGAGAGCCUGAAUGGAGUAGCCCCAGGCUCCCCGUCCAAGACUGCUGCACACAAGAGGGGAAAGGGCUCCCCGAAGAAGGCCAAAGAGCAACCGGAAAGCACUGAAACUGAGAGCAAUAAGAAGAGUGACUAGUGACUGUAUACUGUAUUAUAUAGUCGAUAGAAUGGACAGCCACUUAUCACACUAGAAUUUGACUGGUAAAGGCAUGGGUACACUUAAUAUGGCCGCCAGUCCACCCAUUGUUAGUACAUUGACUUGAAUGGGGAUGUCCAUUCUAUAAAUUAUAUUUCUAUGCUGUGAUGCCCUCCUUGUCCUGUGACACCGUCAUCCUGUGAUAGGUCCCAAUUUGCUCACUUCCCCACCCCCUUGGUCCUAACACUUUGAUGUGUGUAGAUGUGUAAGCAAUAUGGUGAAAGCUUCACCACUACUUGUAUAUACUUAUCCAGAUCCUUCGGAUCUUCAAACAUCAAUUAUGGCUAGGGUUGCAAAAUUCCAGCAACUUUCAAUAAAUUCCCUGGUUUUCCUGAAAUCCCAGUUGGAUUCCUGGAAUCAGGGAAUAAUCAGGAAAUCUGGAGUCUUCCAACCAGGACUUUUGAAAACCUAGGGAAAUGAUUGAACGUUCCAGAAAUUUUGCAACGCUAGUUAUGGCCAAGUGGGAGGAAAUUGGGGACCGGCUGAAUGAGUGCAAAUAUAAUCUAUGCUGAUUUUAAUAUAUUAUACAGUAAAUGUAUCUAUUUUACUAUUUUAUAUUGAAGUUUGAUAAUCCUUUUCUAAUUAUGCGUUGAUGAAUCCAGUUUUUACUAAGGGAUAAAUACUGUCCAUGAUGCUGAUCGAUGACUGUCAGCCACGGUUUAACUGUAUUUUAAUAUUAAAUAUUCUGUUUUAUUGA